This is a messenger RNA of Microtus ochrogaster (prairie vole), 2521 nucleotides long. It is a transcript of the gene Slc14a1, whose product is annotated as solute carrier family 14 member 1 (Kidd blood group). The transcript has 7 exons. The coding region runs from base 656 to 1489 and encodes 277 amino acids. Gene Ontology annotation, biological process: urea transmembrane transport. Lineage: Eukaryota; Metazoa; Chordata; Mammalia; Rodentia; Cricetidae. The record is from RefSeq and is a predicted model, not a curated record. Gene Ontology annotation, molecular function: urea transmembrane transporter activity. Gene Ontology annotation, cellular component: membrane.
AUUUUAAAGGCUCUGCAUCCCGGGCUUAUCACCCCAAAGAGGAACAACCAGGGAAGCAUUUGUGGGUUUGGUUUUUUUUUUCCUGCACAGGCAACAGAUAGCUAUAACUUGUGUUCCCCUUGUCCCUGCUCCCUCUCCCACCGCCCUCGAGCCUUGUCCUCCUACCAGAGCAGAAGUAUCAACUCCAACAUACUCCUAUUGCGAGAGAAGCCCACUUGCUGUAUAAAUGGCACUAUGUGGAUCCUUUCUGGUUACAAAUCUUUCCAAAAAGAAAGAAACAUUUCAAGGUGGGGGUAGGAAAUGGCAUAGAAGAGAAAAGGUGAGUUUGAGUUUGCUUAUCACCAAGUAAAGACCCUGGGAUGCCGUGGAGACAUCACAGAACCGUUGGCACCAUGUCAAAAGAAGAGAAAGCAAGGGAGAGACUUGAGGCACUGAGGCCAGUCACGCCCCCAUCCCCCACCCCACCCCACCCCACCCCCGUGUUGUCCUGGCAUUGAUGAAGGGGAGGAGACAGCCAGUUCAGAGACCUGAAGAGCAGACUGUGGGUAUAAAAGGGUGAGGUGCCUCUCCUGCACCACCUCUCCCUUCUGAGAGAGCCUGGCCACUCUUUAUCAGGCCUUGCCUUCUGCCACCGGAAAGCCAGCUGCAGGGAAGGAUGAGUGAACAGUCUUUGAUUGGUGGUACUGAUGACGUCCAUCACGGUCUUCUUUGGAUAGACCCCUUUGGAAAUAAAGCCCGUGAGGCAGCAUCAGGAGGCUUCAGACGGCUAAGCUUGGCUCUGGCACACGGGUGGAAAGAACAGGACCCAGAGGAAGAGAUGGCCUUGGAAGACAGUCCCACCAUGGUUAAAGUAGACCGGGGUGAAAACCAGGUUUCAUCAUGUCGGGGGAGACGCUGCGGCUUCAGAAUGCUUGGCUAUGUCACUGGUGAUAUGAAAGAAUUUGCCAGCUGGCUUAAAGACAAGCCCGUGGUGCUCCAGUUCGUGGACUGGAUUCUCCGUGGCAUAUCCCAGGUGGUGUUCGUCAGCAACCCCAUCAGUGGAAUCCUGAUUCUGGUGGGACUUCUGGUCCAGAACCCCUGGUGGGCUCUCUGUGGCUGUGUAGGAACCGUGGUCUCCACUCUGACAGCCCUCUUGCUGAGCCAAGACAGCAAGUUUCAGCUUGCCCAUGUUGCCCUGUCACUGCCAAACAAAAGGCCCACCUUAUCUGCCAAGGAUGCUGGUGAAAACUACAUCUACCAAAUAGUGUUCUUUCCUCUUCCCGUAGCCCUGUUUACCGCCUACGUCGGAGCCUGUAUGACACACCUGAUGGCUGUGGUCCAUUUGCCCGCUGGAACUUGGGCCUUCUGUUUGGCCACGCUACCGUUUCUCUUGCUGACCACGAAAAACCCUGACAUCUACAGGCUACCUCUCAGCAAAGUCACCUACUCUGAAGAGAACCGCAUCUUCUACCUACAAAACAAGAAAAGGGUGGCUGAAAGCCCUCUGUAAAAGGAACCCCACACCAUAGCUGUGGUCACGAGUCAUUUCCAAGUGCAGCUCCAGAAGGCUUCCAGAUUCUCAGAAACUGCUUUUCACCACAGGAACGACUUUCAGACUAUCAGCGACCAACCCAUUCUUUUGCUUGCCUUGUGUUUUUCUUUUUGACUGUAUAUUGUCAAGCACAUGAACGCCUUGCCCAGGUGAUGUUCUCUGGAAUGGAAUUUAAACCCAUCUGUGUGCUGGGGGGUGGGGUAGCAUGAAGAUUGUAAUGUAUUUAUAAAGUCGACAUGUUCCAAGAGAAAGAAGAAAUGGAAGCAGAAUAAUUAUUAUUUAAAGCUACCUUUGAUGUCAGUAUUAAGCGUUAAGUUCUGUAGCCAUCUAAGCCUUACAGAACUCGGGCACGGAAACAAAGCCAACCCAAAGAGUCCUCAGAUCAACAGUUUGCUUUCAGAGUGAAGCCAAGCUACUCACAGCAGCUGUGACCAACAUUGCAGUGGGGUAGCUUGCCGGCAGGGCAGUGGCUUCUGCACUAUAUAGUAAGUGUGACGUUCUUGAUGAGAAUGAUUAGGCUUUUUUCAAGCUGCCAGAGCUGUGGGGAGGAUUUUGUUGGUCAAAAUAGUUUUGAAUUGCUGCUCUUGGCAUUUCAAAACUUCAGGGAGAGUUUAUUUAUUCUUCUUAUGAAAAAAAAAAUAAUUUUUUUCACUGAUAUGUUUGUAGCCAGCCAGUUCCUAGAAAUUAACUAAAAUAUGUAUGUACGGAAUACUUAGCGUAGUUGCUUUUACUUUAAUUAUUAUAUUAGCUUUUAGUUUGGGGGGGUGUUUGACAUAAGGUCUUGCUAUGUAGCUCAGGCUAGCCCAGAAAUCAGCGUCCCUCUGUUUCCAUUCCCCGAGCACUGGGACUAUGUGUUAGUUUUUUAAGUGUUUCAGAUACAUGGCAACGUCAUUAACCUCAGGAGCCUCUUACAGUCACAUUUUUAAUGAAUCUGAGGACAUCUAGGCACUGCUGUUAAGUCACACAUAGACUUCAAGAGUUCUUUUAUAA